Messenger RNA from Closterium sp. Naga37s-1, 483 nucleotides. The record is from the annotation of a GenBank genome assembly. Lineage: Eukaryota; Viridiplantae; Streptophyta; Zygnematophyceae; Desmidiales; Closteriaceae.
AUGAGGAACCUGGGGAGGCCUCCGCACCCCGUGGUGCUGCAGUGGAUUGCGGAGGCGUGGGAUCAAGUUCCCACCGAGGUCAUCAUUGACGCGUUCCGCCACUGUGGGAUUUCAAGCAAGCUGGACGGGAUGGAGAACCACCUGGUGAUGUCUCACCUGCGCGCGAGGAGCACCACUGAUGUCUCCGAGGACAUGUGCUUCAGGGGGACCACGGGCGAUAACACGCGCCUGCUUGGGCAGGCUCCGAAGGAGGAAGAGGAGGAGGAGGAGGAGGAGGAGGAGGAGGAGGAGGAGGAGGAGGGAGAGGAGGAGGAGGAGGAGGAGGAGGAGGAGGAGGAGGAGGAGGAGGAGGAGGAGGAGGAGGAGGAGGAGGAGGAGGAGGAGAUGCAGGCGGAGGGGCGUCAGGGAGGUCGGCAUGGCAACCGGGCUGGAGGUGCUGUACCAGGAGACCCCCAACUACCGCGGAGCGGCUGCCGAGGCUGA